Neocloeon triangulifer is the source of this 1891-nucleotide messenger RNA. RefSeq names its product etoposide-induced protein 2.4 homolog (gene tank). Lineage: Eukaryota; Metazoa; Arthropoda; Insecta; Ephemeroptera; Baetidae. Gene Ontology annotation, biological process: macroautophagy. The record is from RefSeq and is a predicted model, not a curated record. Bases 290 to 1255 code for a protein of 321 amino acids. The transcript has 6 exons. Gene Ontology annotation, cellular component: endoplasmic reticulum.
AUUGUCAUUCCAGCUGAAUCAAAAACAUUUCGAUUAUUUCGCAUUUCGCUACGUUAGGAAAAAGCCAUUGCGUGAGAUUAAUCGCAAAUGUGCGAUUUAUUUUUAGUUUUCGCAAAGAAUCUAGAGUACAUAGAGCAAUGAUAAAUGUGAAAGUAUCUGAAGAUUAGACGGAAAAACACGUCAAACAUCAAAACCUCGAUUUCUUCCUCAGAAAAUUUAAAGCAAAGACUUCUUGCUUUGCAUCUGCUUACAUACCUUCUUGCGAAAUUGUGAAGUUCAGACGACCAAAAUGGGAACAACUGUCGAGUUAUUUCAGAGGUCAUCUUAUGCAAUCGCCCGAGGAUUGUACGACAGUUCCAUGGGAUUUCUGACUUUGGCCAACUUGGACAAGAAAAUCCAGGAGCGCGAGCUGCAAACGCCAGUUCGCAGGCAAACGAACAAAAAGGACGCAAAACCAGCCGAACGUCCAAAAGUUUUAGAAAGAACUCUUCAGUGUUGUCUACUGAACGGCGGAGUUUUUCUGGCCAGCAUCUUGGUUUUCGACUACAUUUUGCUGCCGUCAAUGAAAAGAGUCCUCUUUCUACUGGGCACAGACCAGUAUAUGUGGUCCUGGACCAAGUCCUUGCUGUCAUGGACUUUUGGUGCCGUUUGGGUCUUGCCAAUUUUUCUUCUGAGCAAAAUGAUCAACGCGCUGUGGUUUCAGGACAUUGCUGACUCGGCCUACCGUUACUCUCGAGGUCGACCUGUGAUGAUGGCGAGCAUCAGCAAAACCAUUGCGGACUUCCUCUUCAGCUUGCUGGUGCAGUCUCUGUUCCUCUUGCAGGCCAUGCUGGUCAGCACACUGCCCUUGUACCCGAUGGGGGAGAUCCUCAGCAUGGUCCACAUGAGCCUCUUGUACUCUCUGUACGCCUUCGAGUACAAAUGGUUCAACAUGGGCUGGGAGCUGCACAAGAGGCUCACAUUCAUCGAAACGCAGUGGCCUUACUUCCUCGGCUUUGGCCUGCCACUCACCAUUGUCACGUCCAUAUCAGCCUCUUAUAUCAUCAAUGGCUGUCUCUUCUCAAUACUUUUUCCAUGGUUCAUCGUCAGCGCCAAUGAAGCUCAAGUUGUUUCCAACUCUUGUGAAUACCCCUUGCAACUAUUCAUGCCCGUAAUUGCGGUUUCGAACGUCGUGUUCAACAAAACGAUUGGAACCGGAGUGAACGCAUCCGCCGGUAACUUGGCAGUCCCGAGAAAACAAAAGACACAAGGCUGAUCAACAGAUUGAUCGAAUGAUGGUGUUGAGAUAAGUUAAUAUGAUAAGAAAAGCAUUGCUUUUUGAUACGACUCGGAAGCGACUAUGACAAAAAGUGACUCCUGAAAAUAAUUUUUGAUUGCCACAAGACUGACUCACUAUAUUUUAUUGCUUAUUUUCAGGGUCACACAAGUUUUUAUUGAAGUUUUUCAACAGAAUUUUUGAUUAUUCACCCAUGGGCUGUGAUUGAUUUGUAAUUAAAACAAGAAUAGCCACAAAUUUCAAUAGAAUUAGCUGGAUAAUGUAUAAAAAAAUUUAAAAUCAAUUCAAUCGUGUUGGGAAAGGAAAUUUGAAUUAUUGUAAUUUAAUUUGUAUAAAAUAUACAAGUGAUUUAUUCAUCAAAUUGAUUUCUAGUUGCUGAUAUAUUACUUAAUUCAAAAUUAAUUGAUAGACACACAUUUGCACAAAUGUUCCGCUUGCACUCAUUAUUGUGAAAAUCUUCCAAGGUUCUUCAUUUGUCUGUGUUGUGUAACAAUAAUUAUGGAAAAAGUUAAAUUAAAAUCUAACACUGAGGAAUAAUGUCAUAGUUUAAUUAAUUAUAUUUUGUCCUUUAUUACAUGAGCUGUAUUUUAAAAUAUAACCAAUUCGUUUUGUUGA